Neolamprologus brichardi is the source of this 2295-nucleotide messenger RNA. RefSeq names its product relaxin-3 receptor 1-like. Gene Ontology annotation, cellular component: external side of plasma membrane; membrane. The record is from RefSeq and is a predicted model, not a curated record. NCBI's taxonomy places the organism in Eukaryota, Metazoa, Chordata, Actinopteri, Cichliformes, Cichlidae. Gene Ontology annotation, molecular function: C-C chemokine receptor activity; C-C chemokine binding. Gene Ontology annotation, biological process: calcium-mediated signaling; positive regulation of cytosolic calcium ion concentration; cell chemotaxis.
UGUCAGACUUCGGCCUGAACGCGCCAAAGUAGGUGGAUGCGGAUUAAUCAGCUCUUUCUUUUGUUUUUUCAAUAUCUCAGACAUUUCCGACUGGAAACCACAAACAAACACAAGAUUCAAGCAAAAAAAGAAGAAGAAAAAACGCGCAUUUUGGAGCUCUGAUCUCUUUUCAUACUAAAUGCAUGAGGAGAAAGAGAUGGGGAUUUUUGAAGCUGCACCUGCGCACCUGCGAUCUCGAAGUUAUCCCGGUGGAAGAAGUGGAUAGUUUUGCGAAGUAGCUCGCCCUCUUUUCCCUUCCCCGCCUGCAGCCGAGCCAUGCAGGUCAACAACAGCAGCUCCUCUGGAGCUCUGACAGGGCUGUGCGGAGGGGAAGAGGAUGAGCGCAAAAUCUCCGAACUGGUCAGCCCUACGGGAGCAGCCUCCUCUUUUAACCUCUCGUUAAACUGCUGGCUUCACAUACUCUCUCAGGAGUCCUCGUUGGAUCUGCACGGAGACAGCGCCAAUCUGGCAGUACGAGUUGUCAUUGCCCUGGUUUAUCUGGUUGUAUGUGUUCUGGGGCUCGUGGGUAACCUCCUGGCACUCUUCUUGCUUCACUCCCGUCGCCGUGGAUACCACCACUCCUCCAUUGACUGCUUUGUGAUGAGCUUGGCUCUCACAGACCUCCAGUUCGUCCUCACCUUGCCCUUCUGGGCCGUGGACACGCUGCUGGACUUCCGCUGGCCCUUUGGGCAGAUCAUGUGCAAGAUCGUGAGCUCGGUCACCACCAUGAACAUGUACGCCAGUGUCUUCUUUCUCACCGCCAUGAGCGUGACACGCUACCGCUCCCUGGUUACUGCUCUGAAGAUGGAGAGCCCAAGGAGCGCCACCACUCGGGCCAAGUGGGCCAGCUCAGCCAUUUGGGUGGUGUCUCUGGUGGCCACACUGCCUCAUGCUUUCUACUCCACCACUGUCCAGGUUUCUGCAGAUGACGAGCUCUGCUUGGUUCGCUUCUCUGACUCCGACUCCGGUCACUGGGACCCCCAAGUCCUGCUAGGACUCUAUCAAACACAGAAGGUCCUUCUGGGUUUUGUGGUUCCCCUUAUUAUCAUCUCUGUGUGCUAUCUCCUCCUGCUGAGGUUUAUCCUGAGCCGGCGCAUUGUGUGCAGCAUGGUAACCGGGAGUGCCACCGAGAAAUCUGAGUGUGAGAGAGGCCGCCACCGCCGCCGAUCCAAAGUGACCCGCUCCGUCACUAUCGUAGUUCUCUCCUUUUUCAUCUGCUGGCUGCCCAACCAGGCCCUCACCUUGUGGGGGGUGCUGAUCAAAUUUGACUUGGUGCCCUUCAGCAAAGCCUUCUACAACACCCAGGCCUAUGCGUUCCCCCUGACUGUGUGCCUGGCUCAUGCUAACAGCUGUCUGAACCCAGUCCUUUACUGCCUGAUCAGAAAAGAGUACAGAACUGGCCUAAAGGAGCUUCUCCUGAGAAUUUCUCAUGCAGUGCAGCAUGUUUUCUCUCUGUCCCUGAGGGGAAGGAGAGUGGAGGAAGCACCGCCCAGCAUGGUUAUGAUACAUAAAGACAUUAAUAUGUGAUUUAUUCAGAGCAAGAGAAUAGCCUGACAUUUUUGGAAACACAGUUAAAUGUAUUUUUAUUGUGUGUGCUUCAGGGGUGCUGGAAGGUGAAUUUGGUCACUUUCUGUGCUAAACCAGUCUAGCUGUUUCCAUCUCUCCCCAGUCUUUGUGCUAAGCUAGGCUAAACGGCCGCUGAUUGUAGUCUCAUAAAUAGAACGCACAUCAUCUAAAUGUUAGCAAGAAAGCCACUACGAAUAUUCUGCCAAAUGUUGAAUGUUUGCUUUGUAAUUCAACUCUGUAUGCCAUAUUUCUUUGGUGUCGUGCGUGACAUAUUAAAAGAAGAAAUAAAGUGUUUAAGUAAGGCAUUAGGCCACUCUGUUCAAGCAGGAGCUCUGUCAUUGAUUCUCAAGGUCUCUGGAACAUAAUCAUGAGUACCAACUAAUAAAUCAGUCUAAAAUCUGACUCAAACAGAGACUUUUUAAGCAAAUCCUGACUUGAAAUUUAUCAGCAAAUUCUGCAACAGCAAAGAUUGUAGUAGAAGUAUCAUUUUUUAUGGGAAAAAAGGUCUUUAAAACUUUUAUGAGCCAAAGUUAGCCUUUUAACCAUUUUAAAUAGGUUUAAUACUGGUAAUUCUAUAUAUGUAGUUCCUGUGCACUGGUAACCAUUCAAAUUUGAGUUAAUUAACUUAAGCUUUAAAAAUUCUUUCAUAAUUUUUAUUUGGAGUUGUCUGCUUCUCAUUCAUUUUCAGUA